Fonticula alba is the source of this 3408-nucleotide messenger RNA. RefSeq lists its product as hypothetical. Bases 112 to 3408 code for a protein of 1098 amino acids. The transcript is spliced from 12 exons. The record is from RefSeq and is a predicted model, not a curated record. NCBI's taxonomy places the organism in Eukaryota, Rotosphaerida, Fonticulaceae. Gene Ontology annotation, biological process: regulation of Rab protein signal transduction. Gene Ontology annotation, cellular component: cytoplasmic vesicle.
CCUCCGGCCACCGCCCUCCUACUCUCCCCCUCCCCCCCCCUUCCAUUGCCCGUCUGCCCCACUGCCCUUUGCACGCCCUCCCCCGUCUCUAGAGGUCCUCCCGUGAACACGAUGAGCCCGCCUGUCGCGCCGGGCCAGGCCAUCAACCGCGAGAGGUCGUCGGAUCGGCUGGUGAACUUCGUUUUCAUCUGCGGGUUCGCCCCUCUCCCGGCUAGCGACAAGGGCGCCAGCGCCCCGUCCACCCGCCACUGGCGCAUGAACCUGCCACCCUCGCCGUUCGAGCUCUUCGAGUCCUCCCUCUCUCGGAGCGAGAUCCAGCUUCUGCAUCCCUCGAAGCGCCUCUACGCGCCGGAGAUCCUGUCCACCUACCCGACGCCCGGCUUCCAUCUGCCGGCUGAUGCCGAGGGCUUGCCACCGGACCUGCAGCUGUUUUGCUUCCCCCGAGGUGUGCAGCUUAUGGCCAGCAGCUCCGGCACCGUGCCCUUCCCCACGUACCACACCUUUACCAACACCGACAUCAACGGCAUCCGGUCGUACGGCUUCGUGCUCACUCUGUAUGAGCCUCUGUCAAGUGACCUGCUGGCCGAGAUCGACCACCCGGAUGCCCCUUGGAAUGCCGCUGCCGGUGCCGACUCCGAUGCCGGAUCUGCCGGCGUGACGCCCGACGGCGAGACUCCCGACCAGAAGGACUUCCCCCUGGUGCCGACGACCGUCGCCCCGGCCCCGGACUACUACCAGCCACGUGCCAUGGUUCUCAUCUCCAAGUUUGCCUACUUCGACUUUUUCAAGGCCUACCUCUGCCAGCUGGCCAUGCAGAUGUCCUCCCCCGGCCUGUCGCUGCCCCUUGAGCGCUACCUGACCAACCUGGUCUUUGAGAUUCCCAUCCCGCCCCCCGGGCGCAUGGAGGUCGAGAUCACUCUCGAAUCGCAAAAGUUUUACAUCUGGCGCCCGCCCUACAACUCGGUGCCCACCCUGAAGAAUUUUUCCAUCCUCCCCCUCUUCCGCGCCCUCAACGUGCAGAACCUCAUCCGGGUCAUCGAGUGCAUCCUGUCCGAGAAGAAGAUCGUUUUCGCUUCCAAGGAUGUCGGUCUGCUGAAUAUCGCCGCCGAGACAUGCACCCUCCUGUUGUAUCCCUUUGCCUGGUACCAUGUGUACAUCCCGAUCCUGCCACGCCCUCUGCUGGACUUCCUCCAAGCCCCGAUGCCCUUCAUCAUUGGCAUCUACCAGGACGACCGGAACCUGGUGGACCUGGCGUCCGAUGUUCAUCUGGUGGAUCUGGAUGCCAAUGUCGUGCACAUGGGCGACGACCUGCCAGUUCCUCUGCCAGCGUAUGAUCGAGCCAAGCUUGAAACCCGGCUGAUGCACUGCCUGAAGCCACUCGGCAGCAAGUUGGCCUCUUCCUCUUCCGCGGGCGCGGCCCACGACCCGAACUCGAGCCUGGCGUCGCCCUACUCCCAGAUGAGCCCGGAGCCCUCCGAACGCUCGACCAUCUCCACCAAGCCCUCUGUUCGAGGGCUGAACUCCUUCUCGUUGAAUUCCCACCGGCCAGUGUCGAAUGUGUCCAUGGCCGCGCGCAAUGCCCAGCAGGCCGCCCAGCAGCAGGAGCAGCAGUCCACUCGCGGGGGACGUGGCGCCAAGAGCUCCGGCGAUCGGAAGUCCUCGCAUCUCUCCAUGAGCACCACCUUCGCAGCCGGCAGCCCCGGUGGCUUGGAUUCCCUCGAGGAGCAGCCCCUGGCCGCCGGGUCGCCGGUGACCGCGCAGUCUCCCAGUGUCGGGGGAGGCCCGGCGGCAGCGCUCCGGCGAAACUUCUCCUCCGGCCGGUCGAGUCGCCGCUUCAGCAAGCUCUCCUUCCAGCUGACCCCCACACCGUUGACCCCCUCGACCGAAGUGACGACGCCCCCGCUGCCGGCCGCGGUCGAUGCUCCCCCUCCGCGGCCCCCGGCCCCGCGUGCGGAGGUCCGCCUCGCCGACCUACUGACUCCGGAGCAAAUGUCCCGGGUGGGCACCCGGGCUGGUGCUCCGGGGCCUGACACGUCUACCGGGCCCCAGCACCCGCCGGUCCCCGGUGCCGGGGCCACCCCCGGCCCGGCUCCUGGCAGUGUUCGCCAGAUGCUCCGCUCGAUCGAGCAGCAGCAGCAGCAGCAGCAGCAGCAGCAGCAGCAACACCAGCUGCCGCCGCGCGCCGGGUCCAAGGGUCCAUCCAUCUAUGGGUCCGGCUCGGCGUCUGGCCAGACACAAUCAGCUCCAGAGCUGUCGCUCAACACCUCGCGGUCGACCUCACCUGGGGCUGAAUCCCCAGCCCCGGCCCUCCCGCCGCGCCCCCCGCGCCAUGUCGUGGCCGCCGAGCUGGCCCGCAUCCGGUCGGCCCGGUCUUCUCCUGCUGUCCCACCAGUUGCCAACAAGGCGCUGACCGGUGUUUUGCGGGCGCGGUCUGCAUCGAUCACUGGUCGGCCGAACAGCCGGCCACUGAGCGUGCACACGCUGACCCCCUCGGCCGGGGGGGGCACCGACUCGAGCGCCUCGCCAACCUCCCUGUCGCACUCUUACUCCUCGCUGAACUCCUCGGCGGCCUCGAUCUCCGGGAUGUCGGAAUACUCGACGGACACGGCCCUCUGGCCGGCCGACCAGCAAGGCGGCCAGCAAGACUCCCUGGGCUCUGUGGUCAAUGAGGCCAACAUCCAGGACGCCUUCUUGCGCAUGUUCGCCAAGCUCAUGCAGUCGUAUCGCAAAUUCCUUCGCCAUCCAACCGAUGAGGAAUGGGCCAGCCCCGCGAGCCCGACACUGCUGGAUACCAAUGCCUUCCUGGCCAGCCUGCGCGCCGAUAAGCCGACCCACCAGUUCAUGACCAUGUUCCUGGCCACCCAGGCAAUGUUGCAGUUCUGCAUCGAGCGCGUGGUCCGUGCGGCAGACGAGUACGAGGUGCUCUACUUCGACGAGCUGAUCAAGUCGCGGAAGAACCGCUCCGUCAGCCGGUCUCUCUUCCAAUUCAAGGACACCACGCCCUUCCUAAAUGAUCAUGCCACCUUCGGUGUGCACCAGACCAUCCCCGCGGUGGAGGCCUUUGCCGGGGACCUUCCCCCGCCGCUGGACAAGCCGGUUCUGCUUCCCCCAUCUGAGGAAGCCAUCUUGGGCGCCGGCGGCACCGGGUCCGGUGGGGCUGCCAUGCCCCCGGGUUCUGAGGCGGGCGCCACAUCGUCGGCGGCCUCCUCUCAGUCGGGCUCCGCCUCGGCCAACGAGCCUUUUGUCGGCCGAUACUUCUACGGCUGCAUCCCGGAGUCAUUCAAUCUGGAUCACUUCGCGGAGGCGCGCAUCCCGGCCGAGUUGGUUUCCCUCUCGGAGAGUAAGAAGAUCCGCACCCACACGGCCAGCAUUGCCCGGCAGGCGCGCAUCUCCCAGCUGGAAACAUGA